Messenger RNA from Phytomonas sp. Hart1, 4050 nucleotides. NCBI's taxonomy places the organism in Eukaryota, Euglenozoa, Kinetoplastea, Trypanosomatida, Trypanosomatidae. The record is from the annotation of a GenBank genome assembly.
AUGUCUACCACCAUGCACACCCUCUCCACGAGUGGGGGGAUGGGGGCGUACCGACAGGCCUUCGCCGCGCGCAGCCCGCCCGACCCGUAUUCCGCUUCGUUGAGCUGGAAUCGGAGCGGGAGCACUCGGGGGAGGGGGGGAGUGGCAUGUCACCAUCUCAGCCCGAUCUCGGCGAAUACCGCCGGGGUGAAGGGGGAGUUCCCGGCCUCACCGAACCGCACGCAGCGGAUAAACUCACGCGAUGGUGUUUUGCAGGUGGAGGUUUCCUCCGUUUCGAACACCACCGGGAGCGGGUCAAAUCCUGCAGAUCUCGAACUGAGCUGCUCCUUGCUACAGCAAAGCUGGCUCCCGUGCAGUCCAUCCAACUCGAACAGCAGCAGAACGGAGAUGGGAUCCGAUGAAGACAACCCGAUACCGAAUUCGAGCUAUGAAUUGAAUCCAAGCCCGACAAAUACAGCCAUGGAUGAUGAUAUAAUCACGGUCACCACAAUGACUUCCACCGCCACCACCGCGACGCCGACGCGGACCCCGAAGGCGGGCAAUUGGUCGCCAGGACCUCGACCGCUUUGCCAGGGCUUUGGCUUUAUGAGUGGGGAUCGGGGCAAAGGCCGGCCGCAGGAUGCCGCGAAGGCCUCUCCAUGCGUUCAGUUCGUCGGGGAUAGCAAGCCCCUAGUAGAGCGUGCCAAGGGAUCGAUCCUCGGCAAUAGCCUAGGCAUCGACGCGGACGAUCCCGAGACGUCUGGUGUGGUGGUGAUCGGCCGAAGCGCGGCGAGGGUGAGUUUGGUGCACAAACAAUCCGGAUUCAGUUCCCCACGUGCCUUUGAGCAUUUCAAAGACUUGGACCCCACGAAACUUGAUAAGGUUGGCUGCGAGAAUUCGCAUAUCACAUCCGAUGGCGGCGGGGCUGUCGCUGCACAUCGUCGCAAUACAGGGGUUUUAUCUGCCCGGGAGACCUUUUUUUCGACCUUGCCUCGCCUUUCCGACGUCAUCACGACGGACAUCACGAUGAAGUCCUUGGAGAAGGUACUGCUAACGGGUGCGCCGUGCACUUGGCUGAGUUGUAUUGCUUUGGCGAUCUCCUACGUAUCGGGUGUACCGACCACGGUGGAAAAGGUGCUGCGGGUGAACAGCAUUGGUAUGCACUGUGUUUGCCAACCCGCCAUCACCCUAGCAGAGGCGUACGACAUGGUGAGUAACUAUCUGCACGUUAGUUUUCACUGCAAUUCGACACCGUCUUUGUAUACGAACCCUGAGGAACUUCAGGAUGAGGAUGAGGACAAUAAGUGGCUGAAACCGGAGGAGCAGAAGCUGCUACCGCAUUUGCACUGCGAGAUGGCGACCUUUGACUCCGAGGUCCUUGAUCCCAUCGACGAAAAUGACACCAGCUACGGCAUGGGCGAGCAUGCACCGGUAAUCUCGCUUGCAAAUUUUCGCACGAUGCUCGUCAAAUACUUGAGCGAUGGUCGUUCCAUUUACAUCUUCAACUUUGAUCCGUACAUCAUUGAAAUGGAUGAGAGGCGACUGCGCAGUAAUAUGGCGGAGACGGAAGAGGAAGCUGCAGCUAUCCUCACCGGGACGUGCACCAAACCUAACAACGAGGGGACGUUUGGGAUUUUGUUAAACUUUAGUGUGGCACGGAAUACGGCAACGGUGGUAAUCCCUCACCAUUCGCGUGAGCAGCAUCCCAUGCGUAAGAUGUUUGAAGAACCAACGCGCUCCCCUAAUAUACGGCCAAAGGGGACCUGCAAAAGCAGUGGUGGGGGCGAAGAUGCCGUCCCGCACUACUGUCACCUCCUCUCCGCAGACGAGCUCCAGCGGCGUUUCUCCUCAGUUUUCUCCUACGUCCUCCUGGAGGAGCACGUGAUUAGCCUGAAUGUUUUGUACGAGGCGGUUCGACAGAGGGAUUCUUAUACCAAGCUUUCGCGCGGCUUUGUGCGGGUUUUUUUUGAUCAAAACUUUUCCUCCAGCAUCCCCUCGAUCUUUCCGCUUUUUGUGUUGGACGGCAGCAGCUCUGCGGGGCUCGUGACAAGCGUCCUGGACGCCUCCAUCGCACCACACCUGCUGGGGCUGGCGAUGAUGCAUCAUCUCACGAUUACUUUUUUGUUAAGCGAUACCGCACGACGAAAGCAAAGCAGUCGAUGCCUACUGAACAAGACCAACGUCUGCGACGUGAAGCUGCGCGGGAUCCCGCUCACGAAGAUCUUCCAGCAGUUGCGGCUGCCCCUUUCGAUUAUCGUCAGCUCGAGCACGCGCUCAUCGAUCGCAACCGUCUUCGCCUGGUAUCGGAUCUUUUUGCAGAAUUUGCAAAUCGCGCAGGAAGUGCGGCUGGGGAUCGUCCUGCCGGUGCGUCGCGGGAACUCGGAGGAUGGGCAGCCUAACCUCACCGAAGAGCAAUUUCUUUCUCAUCUGCGGCUCGUUGUGAACACGCGGAGCGUGAUGUUGAUUAGCUUCAACAUUAACAUCGCCGUUAACCUUAAACUCAGCGACAGCCCCGAGCCGGCACAUUUUGCGAUCGUCAUCGGGCUCGACGAGGCGCGCGGUGUGAUUCGACUGGCGGAUGUGAACGUCAAGCGCUUUCGGAAGACUUGGCAUGUGCCCUUUCACCGUCUGUAUAACGCCAUCAUGGGUUACGGCUACGUUGUCGCGGCGAAGGAGAACAAGGUCAUUAAGGGGUUAAAUUGUAAAAAUUUUCAGGCAGAGGUGUUGAAGUGCGGGCGAUACGCGCUCCCUCCCCAGCUCGAGGUGUGCGAGCACCGCUUUGAGUACCCUUCGCAUCCCUAUGCGGUGACGUUGCUGGCAGAUGCUGUUGGCCGUCUCGGCUUCCACGCCGACGUCGAGCGCUUCUUAAACUACUCCGGAUUUCAUAUUUCAUACUUUCUCUCCAAGCGGAUGCCACUAGAGGCGGCCGUGCAGGUGGUGCAAAACUAUUCUCAUUACGCCCUGGACGACGCGCUCGCUGUGGAGGCGACGCAUUUUGACUACCACAAAGACCACCUCCCGGCUGGGGAGGAGGACCCGUGGCACCCUGUCAACCCCCACCACAAGGUCUGGACGGAGGAGGAUCUUCUGCGGCAGAUUCGGCACGCCCUCGGGAGCCCCGGGACGCGGCGGUUAGUGGUGAACUUCAACCAGCACCUUCUGCACGCCAGUCCGGAGCUCUGGAAUGGGAGCCAGGAUGGGGGCUAUUACGCGAUGGUCAUGGGCUUCGACGAGCGUCCCCGCCUGGUCGCCCUCUCCGACAGCAACCCCUGCUCCUUCUACCGGUUCUUCGUGCUGCCCUUGGGCUCCCUGUUUGAGCUGCUGUGCCAGCCCAACGUGGGGGAGACCCGGGCCUACGGGACGCUGCUGUUACACCGCGACCACACUCGGGACGGGGUCUACGACAACACCCGCGGCUACGACAUGGCGCACGCCCUGGUCCACCACCCAUUUCGCCCGAUCAUCUCCGCCGCCUGCUCCUGCAUGGCGCUCGCGGCGACGGAGAUGAUGAUGAAUAUCGAGAUGCCCACGAUGCUCAACGGUGCCCCGAUCGCCCUGGAUGAUGAAAAAAUGAAGUACAGGCGGUAUAAUAAUAUCUUCUCCGCUGAGGAUUUCUUGUAUCGGCUUUCGUCCUUUAAUUUGCACGCCUGGUUAACAAACACGACGUCAGUGCUUAGUACGGAUAUCGUACCAUUGGCGAACGGCGCGUUGAAGAAGCUGAAUCUACCGCUGAUCGUGAUUGACGCGACGCACGGAGAAGCCGAGGCUUUGACAGAUCCUGAGGCUUUUGUGAAGGCGUGCCUCGGGAUUAGCGGGCUUUUUACGAUUACGAUUAUUGCCUAUGAUACCGAUAAGAUGUAUGGCGUGCCGCAUGGCUCGCUUGGUUUGGUAAAUCGCGUUGAGGUGAAUGAAGAGGAUGCUAACGAUACGACGGUGCAGAUGCUGGAGGGAAAUCCAUGCCUUUGGGGUCCGAUCUGUGAGCGAACAGUGCGGGAACUCAUGCCUAUGGUGAGCGCCAUCGUAUGCGUCUGUGAAAACACUGAAGAUGAGGGAUGUGAGAAUAGCUUUUAG